This is a messenger RNA of Xiphias gladius (swordfish), 2372 nucleotides long. RefSeq names its product iodothyronine deiodinase 1 (gene dio1). The transcript is spliced from 4 exons. Gene Ontology annotation, molecular function: thyroxine 5'-deiodinase activity. NCBI's taxonomy places the organism in Eukaryota, Metazoa, Chordata, Actinopteri, Istiophoriformes, Xiphiidae. The record is from RefSeq and is a predicted model, not a curated record.
AUCAAACACGAGCCGAGUGGGCGGAGACCGACAUGUUUAACAAUCAGGGGACAGUUUUGCUCGAGACGCCGUGAGAACGGGACCUCUCCGCCAAGGAGCAAGCAUGUUGUUGCAAAAAUGGGGGGUCUAUUUCUCGACAGCGUGCAUGCUUUGCUACAUGAUAGUACUCAAUAUCAUAAUCAGGAUUAUGCAUUUUGUUUCACCAGGCCUCGCCAAGAAGCAAAUCCUCAGACUGGGUGAAAAGAUCACCAUGACCCAGAAUCCCAGAUUUGGGUAUGAAGACUGGGGUCCGACGUUUAAGUCGUUUAACUUCGUCAAAACCGCAUCCGAGCACAUGUGGCUGUCCCUCGGGCAAGAGGCUUUCGUGGGAGGAGAAGCUCCGGACUCACCUGUGGUCACCAUGGAUGGGGAGAAAACGAGCGUACUGAGCUACUUGAGAGACGGCAGACCGCUGGUGCUGAGUUUCGGUAGUUGCACCUGACCCCCGUUCAUGUUCAGACUUGACGAGUUCAAGCAACUCGUCAGGGACUUCGGCGACGUAGCCGACUUUCUCGUGGUCUACAUCGCCGAGGCACAUUCGACAGAUGGCUGGGCCUUUACCAACAACUUUGACAUCAACCGGCACCGGAGCCUGGAGGACAGGCUGUCUGCGGCACAGAUCCUGGUGGGACGGGAGCCCCUGUGCCCGGUGGUUGUUGAUGAAAUGAAUGAUGUCGCCGCCAUAAAGUACGGCGCUUUGCCUGAGAGGCUUUACGUGCUGCAGAGCGGGAAAGUCGUCUACAAGGUGAGACCUGUGCCCUACCAACACCAAGACACAUUCCCGCACUUUCAUUGUGUGGGACCCCGAUUGGGGGGGAUGGGGCCUUGGGGCUACCGUCCACUGGAGGUGCGUCUGUUCCUGGAGAAGAUGAAAUAAGAAGAGUGUUAAUCAAGUCAAUGCAUGUAGUUGCCCUCCAACCAGUCUUAUAUGGAGGCGGAUUUCUGUGUUCAGUAGGGGAUGGGGGAUGUUAACACUUUUAACUGACAUAUACUACUGAUAUAACACAAUACCAUAUGCUUUCUCAGUUUUUUUAUUUAAUCAGUCACCAAUCGAUACACUGCCACAUUUACAUGUAGUUCUGAAGCUGAUCUCAGGCAUCUCUUACAUCAACCAGUGCAUGAGUAGAAACAUUGUAAGCCCUCCAAACUCGCACCACUAUUGCCUCCGGGCCCCCCUGUUCUCCGAAAACUGAUCUCAACUGUCAACCUCCGAGCUUGAGCUCACCUCCCAGUGUUUCUUUGUGAAGGCUACAGAUUAAACCCUUGGCCUCUGUCGCCAGAUGAAGUGAAAGGCAGAGAGACGGUCCUCUCGAGAGUUUGUGUUUGAGGUAUCGCAUAAUGUGCCGGAGAUGUUGUGUGUGUCCAAAGCGUUUGUGUUUGUUUGUUUGUUUUUUACACAUACGUUUUUUUUUUUUCUUAAUUCUAAAGUUUGGUUAAAGUUUAAAGACAAAUCCUGAAGAUUUGAGUCAGUGAAAGCACUAAGGUUUACCUUUGUCUAUAAAUGCUCCAAGGUAAUUCAACAGGAGGCUGCUUUUUACAUGAUGAUUACAGUGUAAACCUCAAGUAACUGUAAUUUGAUGAAAGAUGACUAAAAAGUAGGCUUUCUCUGAAUGAUGUUAGGAGCAUUUAUGAUUGCUCACAGUUCACGUAUGAUAGGCUUUCUUUAAAACAAUUCUUGCAUCAGAAUAAAUUUGCUUUUCGUGGCAGUUUCAUUCAGGAAAGUUUACAUUAUAGUAUAGUAAAAAAAAAUAAUCUGGGAGGACUCCUGCAUCAAGUCCUCAAUUUAUAGACAACAUACACAACCUAAAGUGUGUUCCCGUUCAUGUGUUUGUGUGUUUUUAUCGUGACACUAGUAAGCAAAUUAUCAGAGUUUUCCACCCCCCCCCCUCCAUUUCAAGAAUGGAAAUCGCAUCACCUUUUGUUCAGUUUGUUCAUUUAGUUUCUACAUCAUGAUUCUCCAGAGGAAAAAGGCUGUAGAGCUUUAAUGUUGACGCACACAGCAGUCCUCCGCCACACGGGGUUCUGGGUGUUGUUUGCUGUCUGGUCUGGAUGUGAUAAAUGGUAGACUUACUGUGCUGUAUGUCGGUUAUGCAAGUUCAACGAAGCCACUGCGCACACAUACAUACGAGUGAGUUGUGGAAUGUGGCAUUCAGGCCGGAUGUUAGUUAAUACCUAACUGUCUUACCUUUGCACAUGGAUUGAAUUUUUUUUUUUUUUUGGUCUUCAAUUAUGUAAGACGUUAGGAGAAAAUUACACUCUCUGUAAAACUGCCUCUCUGUUAAUUCCUCUAUAAGUGUUAAGUAAAAGUUUAAAUAAAAUGUUAAUUUUGUGGA